AUGUCUAAUAUAUCGUCAAAUCCUCAGUCCGAGCAAACGAAAAAUCAACAAUCUCAAUCUCAAACACAAAAAUCAAAUGAUCCUUUAGCUACAAGAGUCGAAGAUUUAUACCUCGAGAGUUAUGCAUUUACAACAGCAGCUGCAAUAGUUGGGUCCGUUGAUAGGAAAAUCUUUGUAUUAUUGAGAGACGGAAGAAGCUUGUUUGGAAUAUUGAGAACUUUCGAUCAAUUUGCGAAUUUAGUUCUACAGGAUACUUUCGAAAGAAUUUACUUAAAUGAUCAAAAUAAUGAAAAAUUUGGAGAAACAUAUAGAGGGGUAUUUAUGGUGAGAGGUGAAAAUGUAGUUAUGAUGGGUGAAUUAGAUAUAGAUAAAGAAGAUGAUCAUUUGGAGAAAAUAGAGCAAAUUCCCUUUGAAGAAGUAGAACACCAAUUAAAAAUAAGGCAUUCAAAUUUGAUAACGGAAGAAAAACGAAAGACGAAAAAUUUUCUACAUAAAGGAUUGGUAAAUGAUUUUUAUAAAUCCGAUUUAUAUUAA
Molecule: messenger RNA, 534 nt
Organism: Lodderomyces pseudojiufengensis
Lineage: Eukaryota; Fungi; Ascomycota; Pichiomycetes; Serinales; Debaryomycetaceae
Exons: 1
Coding region: 1-534 (177 amino acids)
Biological process (GO): deadenylation-dependent decapping of nuclear-transcribed mRNA
Cellular component (GO): P-body; Lsm1-7-Pat1 complex
Molecular function (GO): RNA cap binding
Source: RefSeq, a predicted model, not a curated record